GUUUACUCGAAACGUCCUGGCCGCCGCCGCUUCACGCCAACUGCGAGCUCAGCUUGGCGCACGAGAAAGGCCGCCGCUUCCUGACUGACCUCAUUAACGGCGAAGGGCAGCGCGCCCGAGACCCCGAGGAUCGCGCACCGCGCGGUGCAUAGCGGCGUGCAGAGACAGUGCGAAAGUGCGAGCAGCGAAAAGGACAAGCGUGAGCCCUCCCGCUGUCAAGGUAGAGGUAUAUACAGGCGUGUGUGUGCGUGUGUGUGCGCGUGUGACGACGAACAGCGCUAGAAGCGAAGAAGGGAAAGGACAGCGAAUCGUCUCUUCGUCUCGUCUCGUGACGAGCGGCACUGCCACGGCCAGCUUGGGCAAGAACAUCGGUAGGCUAACAGGAAGCGACUGUCGCGCCUGUGUUUGCUUGCGAGAAGCCACCGUGGGACACGUCGCGACGGCUUUUCUGCUGCGAAGUCCGCUGUCGUUCUUUCUCAUCGUGAGGCCGCCGGAUCUCUUGGCGGCAGCUUGCGGCGAGACUCGCUCGCCGAGGCCGGGACUCUGCGAGGCAGCCGUGAGGAAACUCCUGUUCUCCCUGCUGCUCAGCCAACGGUCUUAGCCUUCCGACAGCCAAACUGGAGCGCACUCUCCAAGGUUGGACGAGCGACGCCACACGUUCAGACAUGGUUUAUGAAUCGUACCAGACGAUGAGUCCGAGCUCGUGGUUCGGUCCGGCAGCGGGCUCCCCUGAGCAGCAGGCUUCCCCGGCCUCCACGUGUCGGGGUCUAUACGCUCUAACGGUCCGCUGGCAACCCCCCGUGCCCAGAGGGGAAGCGCCCCGUCAUCGAAAAGACAGCGCAGCACUUCCAAAAGAUCCGCGCCAGUGGAGUCGGGAGGACGUAGCCGUCUGGCUCGUGCACGUCAUGGACCAGCACCGUCUGCCCGCCGUCUCCACCGACCGCUUCCUGAUGAACGGCAAAGCACUUUGCCUCAUGACCAUGGAGAUGUUCGUGCAGCGCGUACCCCUCGGUGGAAAACUGCUCUACAAGGACUUUCAGCUCAGGCUCAGCAACGUGCUCUACAACUGACGCCGUGGCACUUGGCACUGUGAAAUCUGACCGCGCGCAACUUCUGCAGUCACGGACCACGGGCCACUCGUAUAUAAGCACAAUACAAUGCCAUCUGCUCGCAGCAUCUGCGAUGACUCCGGCUUAACUCAUCUGAAGCAAGUGUCCAGGAGAAACGAAGGCAACAAACAGCUAUCCAUGAUGUCGUCAGUAACCGAACAUCAGGGUGCAAGAGGACGAUACUGACAGAGGGCUCACCAUGACGUCAUGGACAAGUGACAGCUCCCCAAGACUCAUCGUCGAACGCAUUCGGCGUGUGACCUGCGUUUAAACUUCAGUUUUCAACCCAUCCAUUUCCAGAGUUGCAUGUGUUCACGUCGAGGUCCUUUGCGGUCCUCCUCCUAGUCAAGCUACUGUGGACAAUCAUCUAGUGGACUUUAUCCGACCAUGAAUUGUUAUAGUGACACGACAAGAGUGACAGAGGCCGGUGUUUGAGCCACGUGUAAAUAGGAGACUUUCAUAUGUAUACUAAUAGUUAGCCAGCUAUCAUUAGCAUUGUUGGUCGUAGUUAUAUAUCACCUUCGGGGUGCUCGUCGUCGUCUUGAAUGUUUUGAUAUACCGUCCUGGUGAAGACGUUCCAAAACAAUCUGCUCAACAGAGAAACCACGACAUGUGUGAUACUGGGUGAUCAGCGCAUGUUUGUAUAGUGCUUCUGCUGAGACCCCUGUACUUUCUGUGUAAAUACAGAUGGUGAGGUUCAAGCGAAA
Molecule: messenger RNA, 1816 nt
Organism: Dermacentor albipictus
Lineage: Eukaryota; Metazoa; Arthropoda; Arachnida; Ixodida; Ixodidae
Gene: edl
Product: ETS-domain lacking
Molecular function (GO): sequence-specific DNA binding
Source: RefSeq, a predicted model, not a curated record